This is a messenger RNA of Oikopleura dioica, 2814 nucleotides long. Lineage: Eukaryota; Metazoa; Chordata; Appendicularia; Copelata; Oikopleuridae. The record is from the annotation of a GenBank genome assembly.
AUGAGUCAGAGCUUAUUCAAUUCGACAAUUGAUGCGAUUCGUCUAGUCGAGCAGUACGAAAGGGAUGAGGCCCUCGCCCGACAACUUCAGAAUUCUGAAAAUCCAGGCCAGGCUCAAAGUUCGUCAAGGACCGGUUUUGGAGGGAACACUCGAAUUACCACGGAGUUGCCGCCGAUAAAUGAGGGCGUUAUUGAUUUGACAGGAAGCGACGAUGAAGAAGACGAGGACGAGUCGACGGACAUAAGUCACAAUACGGCAGCGGAAUCUGAUGCGUCCAACGCACAGAUAGAGAAUUUGGAAGCCAGGGCCUGGGAACGGAGAAGGCCAAUCCAACGGAUAAAUGCCAUGAACCGGCGAAUGAUGCAAGAGCCGGUAGAACACGAUACACGCCCAAGUACUAGCCGCACAGAUCGUCAAAGUGAUCCUCAAGAUAACAAUAUCGGGCUUCGUCAAGCAGCGCUUCAGACAGCGACUCCCGGAACAUCUCGACAGGGUCCCUCGGUGAGGAUAUUCCGUCGGAACGCUGCUGAGCGUCGAAUCGAGCCUUUCCCCAGCGCUCCUCGUAGACAUCAACAUAAUUUGGCAUCAAAUAGAUUACUUCCUCCUUCCGUCACUUCGAAUAGCGGCGCUUGUUCUGCAACUGUUUCGAGUCACAAUAGCAUCGGACUUCGUCAAGACCAGAUCAAGCGCCUUCCGUCCCAGUCGCUGGACGAGACACUCGCAGGCGACACCUGUCCAGUUUGCAUGGACGAAAUGUCGACCGACAACACUGUUCGACGUCUUCCAUGUCUACACGUGCUGCACAAAGGCUGCAUCGAUCCAUGGCUGAAGAAGAGCAAAGAAUGUCCGAUCUGCAAGUUCGACAUUUCCUCCGCGAUCCAUUUGAAGGAAUUUCCAGAGUUUUCUCAUCUUCAAUCGUAUGAGGAUAUUUACAACUACUCGAUAAGCAACCACGAAGAGUUUUGGGCAACUGUAGCAAGAUCUUCCCUUUCGUGGGAGAAACCGUUCACGAUUGCUGGGAACUCGAAUUUUUCAGAAGGAAGAAUCUCAUGGUUUCCAGAUGGAGAACUAAAUGCUUCAGUGAACUGCGUCGACAGACAUGCCCAAGAGGAUCCAGAAAGGACGGCUUUUAUUUGGGAAGGGGAUGAUCCCGAUCAAGUGGAGCGAAUUUCCUAUGGAGAGCUUCUGACUUUGGUCAACAAGAUCGCGAAUGUGUUGAAAGACGCAGGUGUUCAAAAGGGCGACGCUGUUUCCAUCUACCUCCCAUCUUGUAUUCAGGCGGCAGCAGUGAUGAUUUCCUGCGCAAGAAUCGGUGCUCCACACGCAGUCGUCUUUGCCGGCUUCUCAGCUGAUGCUUUAGCAGACAGAAUCAACGACUGCGGAGCGAAAGUUUUGAUUACAAUGGACGGCAGCAUGCGAGGAGGAAAAACAGUGCCGCUGAAGGAGAUCGCCGACAGUGCCAUUCAAAACUGUCCCGGGCUGGAAAAAUGCUUUGUUUUCAAUCGCAUUGGAAAGAAAACUGGAGCCUUUCUUAAAAAUAAAAUUGAUGUUGACAUGGAUGAUGCAAUAAGAUUUUCCAACUCAACAUGUGAACCUGAAAUCGUCAAUGCCGAGCACCCCCUUUAUUACUUGUACACUUCCGGCAGCACGGGAAAGCCAAAGGGGCUGGUUCACACAACGGGAGGAUACCUAGCUCACUGCGCUCUCGCUCAUAAGCACGCUUACCAGUGGAAAGAGGGCGACAUUUUCGGCUGCAUGGCCGACAUUGGCUGGGCCGUCGGCCACGGAAUCUCAAUCUAUGGCAAUCUUGUAUCAGGCGGGACUGAACUUCUUUUCGAGUCCUUGCCGACAUUUCCUGAUCCAGGGCGAUAUUGGAGCAUGGUGGAAAAGUAUAAAAUCAACCAGUUCUUUUCCGCGCCGACUGCUUACCGAAUGCUUAUGCAGUCGGGAAAUGAAUGGGUGGAAAAGUACGACAGAAGCAGUCUCAAAACGAUCAUGGUUGCUGGAGAAAUGUGCAAUGAAGCCGCUUGGUGGUGGCUACACGAUGUUGUCGGCGAGGGAAAAGCUACUGUAAUUGAUUGCUGGUGGCAAACAGAAACCGGCAACUGCAUGCUCACGCCUUCGCCAGGUCCUGUCGGGGAAACACUAGCCCCAAGCAAAUGCACCCGAGGAUUCUACGGUGUUGAUCCUGUCCUUGUCGAUGAACAAGGGAAGGAAAUCUCCGCGAAUGAGAAAAAGGGCGAUCUCUGCAUUCGCCACCCUGUGCCUGGAAUGGCAAGAGCCAUCUACAAGGAUGAGGAGCGCUUCAUCAAAUCAUAUUUCAAGCGAUAUCCGGGAAUGUACGAAACUGGCGACGCGGCUAUUCGAGAUUCGAAAGGCCGAUUGCAAAUUACUGGCAGAGUUGAUGAUAUCAUCAACAUUGCUGGGCACCGGAUCUCGACGAAGGAAAUUGAAGAAGUUGUUCUGUCAAACAAAAAUGUCUCCGAAGGCGCUGUUAUUUCCAUUCCACACGAAAUCAAAGGCGAAACUACAGUCGCUUUUGUCGUACCACUCGACACCAAAAUGAAUAGUUCAAGUGAGAGUAAACUGAGGGAAGCUUUAACCGCAGAUAUAUCCCUGCAAAUUGCAAAAUUCGCCGUCCCAAGUGCAAUUUAUCUGGUGCAAGCGCUUCCGGUCACGCGAUCGGGCAAGCUCAUGCGCAGAAUUCUCAGAUCUCUGGCCGUCGAGAGCGAAGAACUAGGUGACACGUCCACAUUAGUCAACCCAAUUUCCGUCGAAGAAAUAAAGAAAACAAUCGCGGAAAAGUCAAACUGA